This is a messenger RNA of Rhagoletis zephyria (snowberry fruit fly), 408 nucleotides long. Its product is annotated as myosin heavy chain IB-like. Lineage: Eukaryota; Metazoa; Arthropoda; Insecta; Diptera; Tephritidae. The record is from RefSeq and is a predicted model, not a curated record.
GAGGAGGAUCCCAACAAGCGUCGCGGCCGCCAGGUGCUCGACAUUGAGAUUAACUUUCGCCCCAGCGACGAAGGCCGCGACUUUACCCGCCGCGGUGGCCCCGGCGGAAGAGGCGGACGAGGCGGUCCGCGCACUCCGCGCCCUGAUGGCGGCGAACGUCGUGGCGGAGGAGAAGGUGGAGAACGUGGCCCGCCAGGCGAAGACCGCCGUCGUGGUCCGCCACGCGGCGAAGGCGGCCCCGGUGGCCCUGGCAGUGCUGAGGGCGGUGGCCGUGCUCCUCGAGGAGGCGCCGGCGGCGGUCGUCCCGACCGCGGCAGCGGACGUGGCGGAGGUCGUGGUGGUCAGGGCGGCGGUCGCUUCCAGGCGGCCCCCAAGUUUGACGACCUGAACGACUUUCCGUCGCUCUAA